Fomitiporia mediterranea MF3/22 is the source of this 339-nucleotide messenger RNA. RefSeq names its product ribosomal protein 60S. The transcript has 3 exons. Gene Ontology annotation, molecular function: structural constituent of ribosome. Gene Ontology annotation, biological process: cytoplasmic translational elongation. Bases 1 to 339 code for a protein of 112 amino acids. NCBI's taxonomy places the organism in Eukaryota, Fungi, Basidiomycota, Agaricomycetes, Hymenochaetales, Hymenochaetaceae. The record is from RefSeq and is a predicted model, not a curated record. Gene Ontology annotation, cellular component: cytosolic large ribosomal subunit; ribosome.
AUGCGCUACAUCGCUGCAUAUCUUCUCUUGCAAAUCGGUGGCAAGUCGUCUCCGUCGACAGAUGACAUUAAACACGUGCUCGGUUCGGUUGGCGCAGAUGUUGACGACGACCGCCUCUCCAAGCUCCUUUCUGAGCUUGAGGGUAAAGACAUUGCUGAACUUAUCACCGAGGGUUCUUCCAAGUUUGCCUCCGUUCCGUCUGCUGGUGCAGUAGCUGCCGCUCCGUCUGCCGGCGGGGCAGCGGGUGGUGCAGCUGCAGAAGCACCCAAAGAAGAGGAGAAGAAGGAAGAGGAGAAGGAGGAGUCCGACGACGACAUGGGCUUUGGUCUUUUCGAUUAA